AUGGAUAUGAGCGGCGGAGAGGACGAGAAAUCAGCACUAGAAAAGUAUGGUGUUGAGCUUACGGAGAAAGCUAAAGCUGGCAAGCUGGAUCCAGUCAUUGGACGGGAUGCCGAGAUUCAUCGAACCAUUCAAAUUCUGUCCAGGCGAACUAAGAACAACCCCGUACUGAUCGGUUCCGCUGGAACCGGUAAGACCGCCGUUCUCGAAGGGCUGGCUCAGCGUAUCGUACAAGGAGAUGUCCCCGAGAGCAUCAAAAACAAACGGGUUGUCUCAUUGGAUCUGGGCUCUCUAAUUGCAGGAGCCAAGUUCCGGGGUGACUUCGAGGAGCGUCUGAAAGCCGUCCUGAAGGAAGUGGAGGAUGCGGAAGGCGGGGUGAUCCUCUUCAUUGACGAGCUUCACACCUUGCUGGGACUUGGCAAGGCUGAGGGCAGCAUUGAUGCUAGUAAUCUCCUCAAGCCUGCUUUGUCGCGAGGCGAGCUUCAAUGCUGUGGUGCCACUACUCUCAAUGAAUAUCGAUUGAUUGAAAAAGAUGUGGCUCUUGCCCGACGGUUCCAGCCUAUUCUGGUGAGCGAGCCGUCGGUCGCCUCGACUAUUUCCAUUCUACGGGGCAUCAAGAACAAAUACGAAGUACACCAUGGUGUCAGAAUUACAGAUGGCGCUUUAGUAGCUGCAGCCACUUACAGCAAUCGCUACAUCACCGAUCGAUUCCUGCCCGACAAAGCGAUUGAUCUUGUCGAUGAAGCUGCAUCGGCUCUUCGCUUGCAACAGGAGUCGAAGCCCGACUCAAUUCGGGAACUUGAACGUGACAUUACUACCAUCCAAAUUGAGCUUGAGUCUCUUCGCAAGGAAACCGAUGUUGCCAGCCGCGAACGGCGAGAGAAGCUUCAAGAAGACCUGAAGACCAAGCAAGCGGAGGCCGGUAAAUUGACCGAGGCCUGGGAAGAGGAGAAGGCCGAAAUUGAUACCAUCAAACGCACCAAGGAGAAUUUAGAACGCGCUCGGUUUGAACUUGAACAAGCUCAACGCGAAGGAAACUUUGCCAAGGCUGGAGAGUUGAGAUACUCUACCAUCCCAGAGCUCGAAGCCAAGCUACCCAAAGAAGGCGCUGAACAGGAUCCUCAUAAUCAAACUCUGAUUCACGACUCAGUUACUGCAGAUGACAUUGGAAACGUCGUUUCUCGGACCACGGGCAUCCCCGUUAACAAGCUCAUGGCUGGAGACGUGGAGAAGCUGAUUCAUAUGGAGGACACUCUCCGAAAAUCAGUCCGCGGACAAGAUGAAGCGCUUUCUGCUGUGGCAAAUGCUGUGCGGAUGCAGAGAGCUGGUCUCAGCGGAGAAAAUCGCCCUAUGGCCUCUUUCAUGUUCCUUGGUCCCACCGGUGUUGGAAAGACUGAGCUCUGCAAGAAGAUGGCCGAGUUCCUUUUCUCCACGGAAACUGCAGUUUUACGGUUUGACAUGAGUGAAUUCCAGGAGAAGCACACAAUCAGUCGACUCAUUGGUUCUCCUGCCGGAUAUGUCGGAUAUGAUGAUGCUGGUCAGCUUACUGAGGCUGUCAGACGGAAGCCUUACGCUGUUCUGCUAUUUGAUGAAUUCGAGAAGGCUCAUCGUGAUAUCUCAGCGCUACUGCUGCAGGUCCUCGAUGAGGGCUUCCUGACAGACGCGCAAGGCCACAAGGUUGAUUUCCGAAACACCCUGAUUGUGUUGACCUCGAAUCUUGGAGCUAGUAUCCUGGUCGGAGCAGACCCCUUGUACCCAAUUAAAGAUGACGCCGGUGAUGCCGAGCUCCCAGAAAAGGUCAAAUCGGCUGUUAUGGAUGUGGUUCAGAGCGCAUACCCACCUGAGUUCAUGAACCGAAUCGAUGAAUUCAUCAUCUUCAGACGCCUGUCCCAGGAUGCUCUCCGGGACAUCGUCGAUAUCAGAAUCAAAGAGCUUCAGGCUAGACUCGAUGACCGCCGUAUGACUCUGCAGGUUGACAAUGAGACCAAGGACUGGCUGUGCGAGAAAGGCUACGACCCCAAAUUUGGUGCCCGGCCUUUGAACCGUCUCAUUGCUAAGGAGAUUGGAAACCGCUUGGCUGAUAAGAUCAUCCGAGGUGAAAUUGUCUCUGGUCAAACUGCCCGAGUUUCUCUUGAUGAGUCUAAGUCUGGCCUUGUGGCUGUAGGCUCGAGGAACGACCCGUGGACAGGUGACCAGGCCAACUCCCACCGUUUCAUCCAAACCCCAUCAUUUCCCUCUCUCAUCCCAUCUCUAAAUACCAAUAUCGAAAUAGGUGGGUCGGUAAGAGCUACCGAUGAUGACUUCGAUGACCAUGUCAUUGCUGCCAUCGACAUGAAGGAUCAUGGAACUGUGGGGUGCUCAUACUACUCAGCCGAAGAAGAAAAGAUGUAUCUGCUAGGUGACAGUCGGUCGGGGGAUAUAGAGACAAUCGACGCUCUGCUUCUCCAGAUAAAACCUACAGUGGUCUUGACACCUCCGCGGGUUGAUCUUAGUUCCCAGAAUCAAGAUCAGAACCUUGCACAAGAAGAUGUUUCUUCUGCCUACCUUCCUUACCAGAUAGACAUUCGUCCAACUUCGGAGUUCAGCUACUCCAAUGCAGAAAGCAAACUUCUUGCUUUAGGGGUUUCAUCUGCGCACGAACAGUGCCUCCGGUUUUUCGUGCCCCAAAAUGGUCUUGCCGGACCGGAAGAAGUGGACCCAGAAGAGAUGGGCUUCACACUCCAAGAAGGAAGACUGCUGCAUAUCUCAAGUUCCGUUGACAUGGAUAACCCCGUGACUAUUGGUUGCGCGGGAGCCAUACUCACUUACCUGCAGCGACGAAGAGCCGCGGCACCUAGCCCCCUCGAAGAAGGGAAUGAGUAUCGGGUUCGAGCACUGCAGAUGUUCAAUCUACGGGAUACGAUGUGGAUCAACAGCAAUACCUUCACCUCUCUCCAGAUUAUCCAGUCGGAGUCACACCCGAAUAUGUUCAAUCAGGGACCUGGGAAAAAGUCUGCUUCAGGCAAAGAGGGUCUUUCGGUCUAUGGGCUCUUCCAACACUUUGCAUACACGCCUCAGGGUAGGGCAAGACUCAAGCAGACAUUUUUCCGUCCAAGCGUGAAUCUAGAUGCGAUUCGUGAACGGCACGAUUUCAUAGGACUAUUCUCCCGCCCUGACAAUCUUGCUUCAUUGGAGAAGAUGACCAAAGCAUUGAAACACAUUAAAAACAUCAGACCUAUCAUGCUCAAUCUUCGCAAGGGAAUUAGUACUGGCAGUGCUAAGGUUACUGGGUUCAAAACUACCGUUUGGGCUACUCUUCUUGCUUUUGCGUUCUACGCUAUCGACAUCAAUGAUGCACUGCGGGAGACCUCGGGCGCGCACAUCCUGACUCUCCGAAGCAAGGCUCUCAGGGUCUUUGAAGCAGCCCAGCUGUACAGAGUUGGUCGUAUGGUUCAAGAAAUUGUCGACAUUGAUAACUCCGAAGAACAAGGAAGAAUGGUGGUGAAGCAAGGAAUUGAUAGAGAGCUUGACAGAAUUAAAGACAGAUACGAUGGUCUCAACAGCCUUCUCAAGCACGUUGCUCUCGACAUUGCCGCAACGAUUCCGGCGACUCUCGACGUCGACGUCAAUGUCAUUUACUUUCCUCAGCUUGGGUUCCAUGUUGCCAUUCCACUCAAUGAGCAUGGUGCUGCGGCGUAUACUAGUGCUGAUGAUGAAUGGGAAUUAAUGUUCAUCACGGAAAAUCGGGCGUAUUUCAAAGACUUCCGCAUGAGAGAGAUGGAUGAGAAGUUGGGAGAUAUAUACGGUAUUAUCUGUGAGAAAGAAAUCGAGAUUGUAUACGACUUAGCGCAGAGGGUUCUUCGAUAUGAGAAUGUGCUCGUCGAUGCCUCUGAUAUUUGUGGAGAUAUUGAUAGCCUUCUUGCUCUCACACAGGGAGCCAGCUUCUAUAAUCUGACCAGACCACGAAUGGUUGAACAAAAUGUGCUCAGAAUCAAGGGUGGCCGGCACAUUCUUCAAGAAUUGACCGUUCCGUCCUAUGUGCCAAAUGACACAUUGCUGAUGGGCGGAAAUGAGUCCGAGAUCAAUGACGCUGUUUCAUCCAUGGAUUCCAAUCCCAGCAUGUUGCUCUUGACUGGACCGAAUUACUCAGGAAAAAGUAUCUAUAUGAAGCAGGUCGCUCUGAUUGUCUACCUAGCCCAGAUUGGGAGCUUUGUCCCUGCAGACAGCGCGGAAUUGGGCAUUACAGACAAAAUCUUGACUAAGAUCAAUACUCAAGAGAGUGUCUCCAAGGCCGAAAGCACAUUUAUGAACGAUUUGCAGCAAAUCUCCCUCUGCCUGAAACAAGUUACGAACCGAAGCUUGCUCAUCAUCGAUGAGUUCGGGACGGGAACUACCGAAAGCAAUGGCAUCGGCCUUGCCUGUGGCAUACUCGAUUAUCUACUGUGCCUCGAGAGGCCCCCUAAAGUCAUUGCAGCAACUCAUUUUCAUGAGAUUUUCGAGAACAACUUCCUCGCUUUGCGGCCUCGACUCUAUCUUGGCUAUAUGGAAGUUCAAGUUUGCGAAGAAACCCAGGCAGCCGAGGACCAGAUUACAUAUCUGUAUAAUUCGAACAGUUUUCGUCCGGGGCGAAGUAGCCAAAGCUUUGGUACCAUGUGCGCGGCAAUGAACGGUAUCGACCCAUCUGUUAUAUCUCGCGCAAACGAGUUUACGUCUCUUUCCGCACGAGGGGAGAACAUUAUUGUGGCCUGUUCGGUUCUAUCUUCAGAGGAGAUGCAAGACCUAGAAGAAGCGAACUCCCUAGUGAGAGAUUUUCUGGAGAUUGAUUUCUCACAAGGUGACUCAGACCAUGUCAAGGCCGUCUUCGAAGGCCUGUUCGAGCGAAAGGAUUUAUUAUUAUGGGGCCAAGCGCAUGGAGGCCAAUGA
This is a messenger RNA of Penicillium psychrosexuale, 4899 nucleotides long. RefSeq lists its product as uncharacterized. Gene Ontology annotation, molecular function: mismatched DNA binding; ATP hydrolysis activity; ATP binding. Gene Ontology annotation, cellular component: mitochondrial matrix; cytoplasm. NCBI's taxonomy places the organism in Eukaryota, Fungi, Ascomycota, Eurotiomycetes, Eurotiales, Aspergillaceae. The transcript has 18 exons. The record is from RefSeq and is a predicted model, not a curated record. Gene Ontology annotation, biological process: cellular response to heat; mismatch repair. The coding region runs from base 1 to 4899 and encodes 1632 amino acids.